Messenger RNA from Mastomys coucha (southern multimammate mouse), 2863 nucleotides. RefSeq names its product C-X-C motif chemokine ligand 9 (gene Cxcl9). NCBI's taxonomy places the organism in Eukaryota, Metazoa, Chordata, Mammalia, Rodentia, Muridae. The record is from RefSeq and is a predicted model, not a curated record. Gene Ontology annotation, molecular function: CXCR chemokine receptor binding; chemokine activity. Gene Ontology annotation, cellular component: extracellular region. Bases 98 to 475 code for a protein of 125 amino acids. The transcript has 4 exons. Gene Ontology annotation, biological process: inflammatory response; neutrophil chemotaxis; cellular response to lipopolysaccharide.
GGAUUUCCUAAAUAAAUGUGAUCUGCAAGAAAAUGUUGUCUAAAGACAUUCUUGGACUUCACUCCAGCACAGUGACUCAAUAGAACUCAGCUCUGCUAUGAAGUCCACCGCUCUUUUCCUCUUGGGCAUCAUCUUCCUGGAUCAGUGUGGAGUUCGAGGAACCCUAGUCAUAAGGAAUCCACGAUGCUCCUGCAUCAACACCAGCCGAGGAACAAUCCACUACAAAUCCCUCAGAGAUCUCAGACAGUUUGCCCCAAGCCCUAAUUGCAACAAAACUGAAAUCAUUGCUACACUGAAGAACGGAGAUCAAACCUGCCUAGACCCAGAUUCAGCGAACGUGAAGAAGCUGAUGAAAGAAUGGGAGAAAAAGAUAAGCCAAAAGAAAAAGCAAAAGAGGGGGAAAAAACAUCAAAAGAACAAGAAAAACAGAAAACCUAAAACACCCCAAAGUCCUUAUUCAAAGAAGACUACUUAAGAGACCACUUUACCCAACAAGCGCUCGGUGUCUAAACGGCUUUUAGAUCGUACUGAAAAGCCUUCCCUGGUGGAGCAGCCUUUAAUGCAUAAGCUUUAAUACACUAACUACAAAACAUAAAGCGUGAAUUUAAUAUUAUAACUAAAGCUAAGAAGUUAAUUGUAAAACUCAAAUAGUAAGAAUUGCUAGAGGCAAAAACUAUCUUUGUUCUACACAGCCAACAAAAUUUCAUCAAGCCCUUGAGCACAGUCACGAUAAUAUCAAAUCUGGGCAAGUGUCCACACACAGUUAUCCCAUGCACAACAGCUGUCUGGCUUCCAUUUCUCACAGCCUCCGGAGUCUCUGAGGCUCACGUCACCAAGCCCCAGGCCUGUCUGUUUGCUGGUGAGCUAGAUAGACUUCACCAAGCUGGACAGGCCAUCCACAGCUGCAUUUGGGUCAGCCUAGAGACCCCCACACAAAGUGUGUCUCAGAGAUAGGUGCUAAUGGUUUUGGGGUUCUAUAAUGGAGGCCACCAGAGUUGGCUUUCAGAACCUUCCAUGUAGCUUUUGAGAUCAUGAGAUUUCAUCAUUAACUUGAUCCCAUCUUCAAAGCUUAUUCUAAGUUUGUCUCUUAAAUAAAACUAUCCUAAAAGGUUGUGGAUGUAGCUUAAUGGCAGAACACUUGGUGUUGUAUGGACCAGGUUCUGGAGUCAAUCACUAACAGUGCAAAAAAUUAACCAGUUUAAAGAACAUUUUCUGGCUACUCAAAUUCUCUUAAAUUUAUUUCACUUAUUGCUCAAUGUUUCAUGAGGAAAUACUUCACUGUUAUCUAAUUAGAUUUUGUUUGUUGGUUUGUUUUUUUCCUUCCAAUGAGAUUGUUUUUUGAGUGUAGGGGCCAUGGAUUAUUUCCCCUAAAUCUUCCACAGUGCCUACAAGAACUUGGUUUUGGAUAAUUUCCUAAUUGUAUGUGUGAGAGGUGGAAGGGCUGUUACACACCGGGCAUUGGCCAAUCUCUGUAUUGCCUAACUAACCCUUGGCCUCCUUGCUUUCUUGCUUGCUUACUAAUUCUUUUAAGACAGAGUUUAUCAUCUGGCUAUCCUCACAAAGUAGAAAAGGCUGGCCUUGAAUUCACAUAUAUCUACAUUCUGCUGCCUCCUAAAUGCUAGGAUUAUAAGUGUGUGCUACUACACCUGCCUUCCUCCCUUCCUUCUCUCCUUCUUUCUUUCCUUCCCUCUGUCCCUCCCUCCUCCCCUCCCUCCCUUCCUUAGAUUACCUAGCUUUCUUAUUAUCUUCAGGGAUCCUCAAUGCAUAAGCCAGCUUGAGUGAACAAGAAGCCUUACCUUGUAACAGGAGGCUAAUGUCUUUAACAAACAGGAAUCACAUGUUUAAGACAUUUGUGGAUAUUUGGGACUGCUUGAAAAAUACACAGGCCAUCUAGAAACAUAAGCUUAUGUCGAAGACAGGUUUGACUGAUUGGCAAAUACUAGACCUUUCCUCACUCAAACAAAAUUCCUCUACUAUCAUUCUUGAUCAGGACAAGCUUUCUAGAAGUCAACAAAAUAGCUGCCAAAUCCUUUAACAAGUUUACCUUAGGUGAAUAUGAAUUUCCUUGCCAUCUCCCCUCCCUCAUUGAAGAACUCCCAGUGUAUGAUUAUAUUGAUUGCCACAUCAGUCAAGGAGUGGUGAAAUGGAAAGUUUGGGGCUGGAGAGAUGUCCAGAGUUCCAUUCCCAGCACCCACACAUGAGCCUUGCGACCACCUGUAACUCCAGCUCCAGGGGAUCCAUUUCUCUCUUCUGGUCUUUGCAAGCAUUGCACAGAUGUACACAGGCCCACAUGACAUACACACAUAAUUUAAGAUGCCAAGUAAAAAUCUUUACAGAGAUAUUUUUAAAGGACCCAAGAGCUACAGGAAAUAGUAAAUUCUGUUAGUGGAAGCGUGGAUGGGGCCAAGUUAGCCUGGGUGGGAGCUGGAAACUGCCCUGGAGAGGGGGUCCAAUGAGCUAAAUAGAACAGAAUGUCUCUGAGCAGAAGUUCAGUCUUUAGCAUGGUUUUCUCAAAUAUUGCCAUUCCUCGAGCUGCAGGUGGCUUUGAGCACAGCUGCCGAGACUCUCGUCCAAGUACCAUUACACAGUCAAAAACUUGUCCAGCUCCCUCCAGAUAACUUGCUUUCGGAAAAAAAAAAAAACCUGUUUCCUAACAAGUUAGCUGAUGGCCCUUGCAUCUGACUGUGUAUUUUUUACUAAAUAGUUAUAGUGGAUACCUAUGCCUACCGUGUGACUUCAUACACAUAUUCUGGUUUUUAAUUCGGAACAAGUUAGCAUGGAUGCUGUGAAGCUAUUUUGUGAAAGGAUGGUGAUAUCAGUAAACAUGCACUAAAUCUCAAAAUAAACUUGGUUUUUAAAUGUC